AUGUCUGCGACUAACGAAAACACGAUGCUGCUGAAUGGAAAGAAGACGAUUAAUGGUGUUUCAAAUGACGUGGAUUAUCCGACAGAUAUGAAAGGUAUAAGUUGUACUUGGUUAUGAAGAUGUGUUCUAACUGAGUCCGAUGCAUAUGCGUAAAACAAUAUCCCGGUUUAUCAUCAGCGCGGCCCGCAUCCGUUUUCGUUACCGUGGAAUUAGAGACCUUGCGAUGUAGGACGCCAAAUUAGAAGUGCGACUAACCACUAAUAUGAUUUUUGGUAUGUGUAAUAUUUGGGUCAUUCAAAGAAGAAAUGUAAUAUACCUUUAUAAUAAAAAAUCCCAUCUUGAUCAACUUUUUCACUGUCAAUUUCCGGAUAUGAUGUCAUUAGGUGAAUUGCAAAUUAGUUUUCCUUUGUUUUUUGUACCAAAAAUUCACCUAAUGGUACGUCAUAUCUGGAACUUUGACAGUGAAAAAGGUGAUCAAGAUUAUAUUUUUUACUAUAAAGAUAUAUUACAUUUCUUCUCAGAAUGACCCAAAUAUUACACAUACCAAAAAUUAUAUUUGGGGUUAGUCGCACAUUAAAUAGAAUACAUGUUAGUGUUUCGUUCAACUUAAAUAGAAUACAUGAUAGUGUUUGGAAAGCAUUGAGAACAGCUAGCCAAGGUCGCGUGACUGCCACUCUUAUAAAACUCUUAUAAAUUAUUUAUUGGGUAUGAAUACAAAUACCAUUAUUACAAAAUUGAUUACUACAAUAAUAAUAAUUAAUAAUAAUGUUAGCUUAAAACAAAAAAAAAUCCAUCCCAAAUGGUGGAGGUGCGAACGAAAUGUUUAUAAAAAAAAAAACUACCCAUGCGAGACACCUCUCCGAAUACACGUGACAGUGUCAAUAAUUCUUACAAGUAACAAAACAGAAAUACAAAACAAUAAAUUACAAUACAAAAAACAUAAGACAGUCAAAUUCGAUGACAAGGACAAUUACGUGACAUUGACCAGGUACAUAACAAAUUUAACAUCAAAACUAGAAAAUAUUAAAUUAGAAUAAUGUUCAUAAUGAUAGUUUUUGAAUGUUCUUAAACAAGAGAAAGUAUCUGGUGAAGCUGAACUGUAAACACAGUUUCACAGUUUCACAAUUCGAUUGAAGUAUGAUGCCUGGUAGGUGGAUGUAUUGCAGCAGGGAGUCUUGAGUAUGAGGUUUGGAUUGUUGCUGUGACGGGUUCGGUUGUGAGGAACAAAAGAAACAUAGUUGUGGACAUCAAGGUCGGUGAUACCAUAAAGGGCUUUGUAGAAAAAAAAUCAGAUCUCUCAUCUCUCGAUCAUAACACAGCGGCAAUAAUUUCAAUUUUGUCAAACGUUCACUGUAGCUGGAAUAAAAAAAAAAAUUUCAAUUUUGUCAAACGUUCACUGUAGCUGGUAUAAAAAAACAAAACAUGCCAACUCUCAUGCACUCUCAUUUUCGUUUCAUCCAGGUAUUACUGACUUGAAAGAUAAAGGAAAGGUGAAUACGAGAAGAACCAAAGAUGGGUUGGAGAAAAGGAAAUUGUACGAAGUGAUGUUAUUGGAAGAAAUCCCAGGUACAUUGUAAUGAUUUGAGUUUGGCGAACAUACUGAACAUUGAUAAAAUAGGAAAAUGGAAUCAAGUCAGUGUAUUCAUAUAUAACACUAAAGGCUGUAAAUAUGGAUGAAGCGCGAUCAUAUAAAGGCAUAAUAUUAUGAGACGUUCACUGACCAAACUUAUUUAUUUAGACGAGCUUUCGGCCACUAGACUGUAGUCUUCGACAGGUACAGGACUAAUAAAAAUAUAUAGCAAUGGUUUACACUAUCAAAUGUUUCUGUGAUCACAGUAGGAAUUUUGCAUAUUAGGUGAAUUCUAAGUUUUGAAGGAUUUGUAAGAAAUUUUUGAAGGAACUGACUUCGUGUUUAGCAAUUUAGUAUAAUAAUAAAUUGAAAUUCCCCGUUAGCUGGGCUCGCAUGAACCGGCCCUUUGGUUUUUUUUCUGAUCGUAGAAUCCCACCGACCUAACGAGCCAACCCACGCCGUCCUUGAAGGCGCUCUUAAAUGGGACGUUGAUGGUCAAAGCAACCACGUCAGGAACCACGCCUUGAUACAUUACAUUGCCAAUCUCGCGACCAAGAAUGACGCCGACGACAUAUUUGAUUAUGAGUUCGUGGAAUCACUGCUCCGAAAUGGCGCCGACAUCAACUGUAUGGACCCGACAGGUCAGACGAUCUUUCAUGAGGUGGCGAGAUCUUGGAACACGGAUGUAGCAAAGUUUCUAGUGGAGAAUGGUAAUCAUAUGACCAUUAUUUAUCAUCAUCAGCACCACCAUCGUCCUCACAAGCACCAUCAUCAUCAUUAUCAUCAUUACCACUACCAUUAUCAUGAUCACUAUCAUCACCAUCAUAAUCACCACCGACAUUAUCACCUUCACCAUCAUUACCACCAACACCAUCAUGAUCACUAUCAUUACCACCACCACCAUCAUGAUAACUAUCAUCAUCAUUACCACUAUCAUCUUCACCACUGUCAUCACCAUCAUGAUCACCACCAACACCAUCAUCUUCACAAUCACCAUCACUACCACCAACACCAUCAUUAUCACUAUCAUCAUCAUUACCACCAUCAUGAUCACUAUCGCCAUCAUAAUCACUAUCAUCUUCACCAUUGUCAUCACCAUCAUGAUCACCACCAUCAUCUUCACAACCAUCAUCUUCACAAUCACCAUCAUCAUUAUUAUCAUCAUCAGUCGCUAUCAACCUCACUAACAUCAUCAUCACUACUGUCAUUCUAGUGGAGCAUAGUAAUUAUUUUCAAACAUCUUCUUGCGGGUCUUAUAUGCUUUUGUCUGAUGGUAUAAUUUUACAUCAGUCGCAUAUAGCAACACUGGACUAUAAUUAGACAUGGGGCUGGUUGUUUGAAAAUCGAUUAACUUAACUGUAGGUUAACCAAAACUGCAAAGCAAUCAUCCCAACAGCUUGUUUGUAAAUUUGGAAAUAUUUCUUUAGAAAUCUUGUCUGGAUCAGUAGGAGUUUUCUUCUCUGACAUUUUGAAAUAAACAGACGUGCAGAAAUACAUAAACUAAAACAGCAGGUUAAAUCUUAACCGUGUGUUACCGCUACUCCAGCUUUGAACAACUUGCCCAUGGGUGUAGCUGGAAAUCGAGGAAGAAAUGUUUAGAAUUGAUUGAAUUAAUUCGCCAUUUUGUCUUAAACAGGUGCCAAUAUAAAUCAUCAAGAUGAGUUUGGUCGUUCUCCACUCCAUGUUGCCGCAGCAGUCGACUACACAAGUAUGGUGGAAUUUAUCGUCCAAAAUGGCGGAGAUAUUGACAUCAAGACGAAAGAAGAAGGACAAACUGCCAUACAUUACGCCGCGAAAAGUGACGCGGUCAACUCUAUUCAGAUGUUGCUAGGUUACGGAGCCAAUAUUGAUUCUCGCGACUGUAGAAAUCGGACACCGUUACAAGUAUUAAAUCUCUCCUAUCUAUAUCCUUAUUUUGACUAUACAUUCAUCUCAGGACUGGAUGAAGUUUUGAUCAAGUUCGAGGACUGGAUAUGGUUUCAAUAAAGUCCACAGAUUGGACAAAGCAUUGAUCAUGUGUGAACUCCUAGGCGUGUAUAAAGUUUUUAUCAAGUCCUGUAGAACUGGAUAAAUUUCAAUUUCGAACCAGUUCUAAAAACACCCCGGAUAAAAUUCCCAACCCAAAUAUUAUUGUCUCUAACCAGAGAGCUUGAUAAAGUUGUGAUCAAGUUGUAGGACUCUAUGAACUUUUAUGACGCCCCUGAUCAAAUUCUGGGAGUGUAUAAAGUUUUGAUCAACGCCUAGUCUAAGAGUGGAUAAAGUUUUUAUGUAUAACAACGUUUAUGAAUUUUAUGUCACCUUAGAUCGCCGCAGAAGUGAACAGUUUCAAAGCUGCCAAACUUCUAGUGACUGAAGGAGCGCCUGCUGGCGUGUAUGACAACCUGGGGAACUCUGCAUUAUCACUCCUUAUUGAAAAGAUUCCUGAAGUGGCGCUCAUAGCAUUGGACCAACUUCACACAACAGACUACAUCAACAGACGAGAGUUUUACUUUCUCAACUACCUCGAAGGCGCGAAAAUGAAGGAAGAAUUGCUGGAAACACCAGCGCGUUCCCCCAUGGAAAUAGCUGUCCUGAAUAAAAGGUAAAAUGUAAAAUAUAAAUUUUUCCUUGAAAUUUCUUUCUACAAAACCCAUCAAGAUAAAUAAAUACUGCUUAUCUCGUCCAGACCCGUAGCAAUGGCGAGCACUUUAUGAAAUAUUGGGGGGGGGGGGAGCUCGUGGGCAUGCACCCCGGAAAAUGUUUAAAAUUUGGUCCCCGGAAAUGGCAUUAAUUUGCAAUUAAUUUGCAGCACUCUGAGAACACAUUUUGUAAAAACUAGGUUUUCAAAACACUGUUUUAAAUAAUGGUAUUAAAUAACAAUGUUUUAAUUAAUGGUAUUAUAUGACAAUUACAUUAUAUGAGUGUGAUUUGUGUUAUUUGGUACAAGAUUUUUACAGUCUUUCAAAAUUAUAGGGGUGGGGGGCUCAGGCCCCCUCCCCCCCUAGUAUCCGCCACUGACCUGUAGACCUAAGAUUUAGACAUACUAAGGUGAUUCCAUUACCGGAAUCGCACAGCCGCAGGUUCGAUUUCAGCUGGAGGGCCUUUCUUCCAGUCGUAUUCUCAUGUUAUUUAUCCAAACACAGAACGCGUUAUUUUGAUGUGCAGUUAACAAUACAAUCUAGGUUAUUUAGCUAUCUUUUUAUACUGAAAGGUUUGAUAUCAUCAUGCAUCCAGUCAUGAGAAGACUUAUUGCGGUCAAAUGGAAUAUUUAUGGCAAGAAAGGUGCCAUCUUAGAUGUUGUUUUAAAUCUGAUCUAUACAAUACUGUGGACUGUCGAAGGUGUGACUUCGCCGAAAUAUGGACAUGAAUUAUAUCUGCCAGUGAGAAAGAAUAUCGGCAGAAUAACUAUUGGUGGUUUGAUUGUUUUGUUCACCUUGGCUGAGAUUAAAAGACAAGUCCUACGUGAGUUGAUACAAGUAGUGUUGUUCUUGUUGGAGCAGUCGUUAAGAGUCGCCAAAAACUUCCAGUUGCAGUAUCACUGUCAAAUCUGUCAUCAUCAUCACCACCAUUACCACCACCAUCGUCGAUUCAUUUGCACCAUUAUUUCCAUCAUCACAUCUACCACCAUCGUGAUUACCACCAUCAUCUUCACAACCACCAUCAUUAUCACUAUGAUCAUCACUAUGAUCAUCACUAUCAUCUUCAUCAUCACUAUUAUCAUCAUCACUAUUCUCAUCACGAUCAUCUUCAUCAUCACUAUUAUCUUCAUCACCUCUAUCAUCGUCACUUUUAUCAACAUCACGAUAAUUUUCAUCAUCACUAUCAUCAUCACUAUUAUCUUCACUACUAUUAUCUUCACUACUAUUAUCUUAAUCACUAUUCUCAUCAUCACCAAAUCAUCAUCACUAUUCUCAUCAUCACGAUUCUCAUCAUCACGAUAAUUUAAUCGCCAUUACCAUCAUAUCUACCAUUAUCAUCACUAUCAUCUUCACUAUUAUCAUCAUUCUCAUCAUCACGAUCAUCUUCAUCAUCACUAUUAUCUUCAUCACCACUAUUAUCACCAUCAUGACGACCAUCAUCAAUAAGCACUACCACCACCAUAAUAUAAUCAUCAUCGUCUUCACCUACCACCAUCUUUACCACCAUCAUCCUCAUCACCGUAACAUGGUCCCCCCAGAUUUUGCAUUACCCAAGACAUAGAUAAUCAAUCCUUAUUGCAUUUCAAGUUCUAAACUUACUAUUCUAUUACCAAUCCUCAAACCAUCACCACUAGUCUCAUCCUGGCCAAACCCAUCCAUAUACCUUUUAGAAACGAUCAAGGCAAGACAAGAAUUAGUAAAAUGGCGCGAAUGGCGAGCGGAACAACUACAACAAGACAAACAAUAUUGCCAUCCAAGAUGGCCACAGGAAAGCAAACUACUAGACUCAGAAAUUGAAGCUGUCAAAGGUAAAAGGCUGUUAAUUUUUCCUGUCAACUGAGAGUUGAGUUGGAGUCGAAGGCUUUCUAGGUGACCACCAUACAGAAGGCUUUAGUAGUUGGAAAUUUCCACAUAUUUGAUACAUUUAUUGGACCUGACCAGGAGGAGUUUGUGGGUUAACCGAGUCAAAUCCGAGCCCGAGUCAAAUGUCCGAGUCACUGUUUAGUGGUCUUUGUAGUUCAAUGAUUUAGUACCCUAACCCUUCUCCCUAAGUAUGUAAUUCUUGGCCGUUUAAUGAAAUUGGAAAUUUGGAAUAUUUAUUUUCGAGAUAUAGGCGGAAAAAUUGGCCGUUAUUGUCAUAUUUUAAAUUAGCUUUGAUAAUCUAAUUAACAAUCGCCGUUUUGAUUAGUUGUUAUUUCGUGCAUCUAAAUGACUGUCCACUUUUCAUCGACUUCAGUAGCAGGCUCUAUUUCAAGUAUAGAGCCUGACACGCAGGCUACGCCACACUCGACUAAUUUAGUAGCAGGCUUCAAUCAGUGGCAGGUUAUUGGCAGCGUGGUAACCAUAUCUGGCACUCUUCAUCUUGUCUUUUUCUCAGGUCUUCAUCUUGCCUCCAUGACUGACAAAUGGGUUUAUUUCGAUUGGAUUUGUUUAUUUCUCAUUCUGUUGACCAUCGUCACAAGUAUGCUGUUCUUUCAUGAGGAUACCGAAUUGUGGAAGAGAAUAAAUAACCACACAACCAUUGUGAUGCUGUUGUUUUCUUGGCUCAGAAUGUUUAAGUACGCAAGACCGUUUGAAAAUGCCGGUAUGUAUUAUUCAUUUCCACAGCGGUUUUGAUGCCAUGGAUUUGGGUCCAUAUUUCUCUCAUUUCCUUGCUGCGCACGUAAAAAAUCUCUUUGCUACGCACGUAAAAAUUACUUAGUUUUCAUUUUAUAUUUCACUUUUCCAAUACGUUGUUUCAGGUCCAUUUGUGGUGAUCUUCAGUAACGUCGUGGGAGACAUUUUGAAAUGGUUUGUUAUGAACGCGAUCAUAUAUAUUCCUUUCACUUGCGCGUUCUGGAUCGAAUUUGGAAUCAAUUCCUCGUACCCGGCAGAAGGCUACACCGACGUAUCGUCCCUGCUAUAUAACAUCUUCCAAAUGACGAUUGUCGGAGACUACAACUUUAGCCACCUGCAGGCAGCUGACGAAACGAUGGCGCGCAUAUUAUGCGGAAGUUUCAUCCUUGUCGCGGGCAUUAUCACGCUAAACCUGCUGAUCGCGCUCGUUUCGAACACGUUCGAACGUCACUACGAAAACGCGGUUGCGAACGCGGUUAUGCAACGCGCGAGCACGAUUUUGUUGCUUCAAUCACGAAUGGGACCAAAGAAACGCAAACGGUAUUACGAGUUCAUCCGAACCAACGCAAGUCCGCAAAUUGUUCAAGCGAAAUACGGUGGACUCAUGACGGCAUCCCCCGAAGAUAGAGCGACGAUCGAACGAGUGUACGACGACGUACGGCAGAUUAAAAGCGUUCUAGCUGAACGGUUUGGACGGCGUUACGGAAAGGGGAAUAAAUCUGAUAUGGAAAAUGUCCGCGAGGAUUUGGAGAAAGUUAAGAGGUCCGGAAAGGAAAUGGCGAAGAAUAUUAAGUUGAUAUUGUAUGGUAUUGGCGGACAGCGUGUUUCGACAUUGUAUCAAAUGAACAGUGCGGACCUUCUCGGCGGCAAAAAAGAUGAUAACGACAGCGACGAAGAAACGAAUAAAGACAAUGACAAUAACGACAACAACAGCAAGAAUAACAACAACAACAACAACAACAACAACAACAACAACAACAACAACAACAACAACAACAACAACAACAAUAACGACAAUAACAACAACAGCAGCAACAACUUACUCACACCUACUCGACCGAGAAAAACCAGGAAGCGAAAUCGGUCCCGAAGAUCAAAGAAACCCGAUACUAGUGCUUCUGAGGCAUCCGACAUUGAUGACGCAAACAUAACCGGCCUUCCUGGAACACAUUUAACGUGGCCAAAAGCACGUGAUUUGAUGGAGGCGGUUGGUCGGCCAGGAAAAAAGAAAGAAAAGAGUGAACCCAAACGUGCUGGAGGAGAGGAUUGGCCUAAAGGUAAAUUGGGAUUUUCAUGUAUUCCCAGC
Molecule: messenger RNA, 8110 nt
Organism: Paramuricea clavata
Lineage: Eukaryota; Metazoa; Cnidaria; Anthozoa; Malacalcyonacea; Plexauridae
Source: the annotation of a GenBank genome assembly